Messenger RNA from Aspergillus fumigatus Af293, 1053 nucleotides. RefSeq lists its product as uncharacterized. The coding region runs from base 1 to 1053 and encodes 350 amino acids. The transcript is spliced from 5 exons. Lineage: Eukaryota; Fungi; Ascomycota; Eurotiomycetes; Eurotiales; Aspergillaceae. The record is from RefSeq and is a predicted model, not a curated record.
AUGGGGCGAUUUGCCAAUUCCGAUACCCGAGAUCCUGCCGUCAAUGUCACCAACUGGUUUCUCAUCGUUGUUGUGGUUUUGAGCGUCCUUAUUCGAUUGGGGACGAAGUACUGGAUCUUUCACAAAUUGACCAGCGAUGACUACCUGAUCAUCGCCUCUUUGGCAUUCUGCAUUGCACAAUCGGCGGCCAUCUCCACGGCGGUAUCACACGGCUAUGGCUAUCAUUUCGCGACAAUCUCCAGUCAAAAUUUUGAACAGGUGAUGAAAGUAGGUCGUCUCACAAUAUGCCGCCUACAUCCUGUAUAUCGCAAGCCUCUGCCUUUCCAAGCUAUCGCUCUCGACAUUCAUUCGCAGCCUAACUCCGGUGCACAAAGAUCAUUUCCAGGCAGCCGUUCUGCAGGGGCUGAUUGCGGUCUUGGGGGUGGUUGGCGUCCUUGGUACGGCCUUUCAAUGUCAUCUGCCCCGUCCAUGGGACUACUGGCAUGGGCGAUGCUUCAAUUUGGCCGCUUGGAACUACUUUCUCUGCGUGUCGAAUAUUGUUACGGACUGUCUGAUCAUUGCUCAGGCAUUGCUCUUGAUUGCCGGCAUCCAGGCAACGUGGAAGAAAAAGGCCGUGUUUGCCAGUAUAUUUCUAGCAAGACUCCUAUCGCCUUCUCCCGCGACGUACGCCAUUCCACCGAUCCUACAUACGAUUACUGCCCCAUUACGAUUGCGUCGCAGGUUGUACAAUGUGCGAGUAUCGUUACUGCGUGCUGGGGCCAACUGAAGCCUUUCCUCAAUCAGCUCAAGUCCAAUGGUCUGCGCAUUGAAGGGGUGCAAUAUCAAUAUUCGACGGGGAAGGGGCAAUCGUCGCGGUCGUACGGACGAUCCGGGACAAACCAUAGCCGGGAGGAGCAUCAUGAACUGGUCCCAGUCGCAUCCGGACAGAAUCUCACCACGGUGUCGGCGUCACCAGCGUGGGAUGCGGAUAGCCAAUCCAGCCAAACUGGCAUUAUCCGUGAGACACGGACAUGGGUUGUGACUGGCGAUGAAGGACAUCCGGAGCAUAGGUAG